GACUUAACCCGUCUCCGUAACCAAGGCAACAAAACUGACUAUCAGUGCUGCGAGGAAGGAACAAGCCGCCAACAAGGACAGAUACCUCCAUGAGAAGUUAUUACACGGUUCCUUUUCCCCAAAACAUAGAGAUGACGCUCGUUAAAACAGCUACUGUUCAUUAUUGAGUAUUUAUGUAGCCGGAUAGAUGACCAUGUUUACAGACGAGGCGUUAGAUGCGGUGGAAAUCGAGUCUCUUUGGAGGAAAUCUCAGCAGUCUGCGCAGGAAUCUGUAAGUUUGAACAACAAAGUUAACUCUUGUUUACACCAUGAUUGUUUAAUUGAUUCUUUUCAUAAUAAAUGCCUGAAUCUGAGGGCAUUUUACUGGUUUGUGACCGAAACCACGCAGCUAGCACAGUGGCUAUAAGAGAGCCCUUACUGGUAGCUGUACAGUUAGCUGAGUGAUGUGACGUUCAAAUGUUACUCGAAAAAUUCAUAAACAGGCGAGAAAUUUCAUUUACAGUUUUACAACAGAGAGAAAUGGAAAACCUGUCACCUUUAUUGUAGAAUAUGAGAUUUUCAGGUAGUUAAUUUGACUUAAUUUAAUACUGAUAAACAACAAUAUUCAAACAAAUCCAAAUUUAAUUCACCACUUUGUUAGAGACUGCGUCAGCAAACGUUGCAAUAAUUUCAGAUUGUGUCUGAGUUAUUAGAUAACAUAAUCUACAUACAUUUAAUAUCAUUAAAAGAUUCAGAGAAUACUGUAUUACAAGCGAAUGGCUCUGUAGUAGAAGAGGCCUGCUGCUGAACUGGCCUACCUGCAGUCCUAACCUGUCAUUUUUCUGUUUCAACAUCAUUUAUGUCGUCUUUAAAUACAGACUUCAAAUGGUUUGCAAACUACCAGAUUCUGAUUUUAUAAACAGCUGUACACAGAAUCGACCUGGGACUCCUGCAGGCCAGGAGAAUAAUCGCCUUAUCUUAGAAGAAAAUGGAUGUACCUUCGAUAAAUGUUUGGGUGAAAGAGAUGGCUUCCUAUGUUGUACUAGAGAGAUUAACAUAUAUCAUCAGAGGGAAAGCAAGCAAGUUUUUUGCAUACUUGUAUAUGUAAAAGUUCAAUAAAUUUAUUGCUUAAAAAACAGCUUUACAUAGUGUCUUAAUUUUUGUGGACCUUGCUUGUUUGCUGUUUUUUUUUUUUAAGAGGGGCUGUCAGACCAGAGCAGUCCACAGCACUGAGGCAGAGGUUCAGACUGUGUCUUCUACCACCAGCUGGACUCAGACAGAACAAACUCAGCACCAGGACACAGAGCAGCUCCUCCAACAGAUCCAGGAGGAGCCUGAGCCUCCUGGUCUGAAGGACUUUCUGCUGCGGGUCGAGGACUUAGUUGUCAGAGAGCUGGUCAAAAACGCCAGGAGUCAUGCUUUUGAUGGAUUUCAGGUCAACUGGGAGGAGCAGAGUAAUCAUGUAAGUGGGACUGAAGACUACAAGUUAAACAUGUCUGAGCAGUAAACUGACUAGAGUUCCUGCAUGAUCCUGUCCCAUGUUUGCAGGUUUCUUGCCUCCAUCGUCUUCAUCAUCCCAACGCUCAGGAGAGAGGUCUUCAUGUCACCAGUGUGUCCUGGAGCUGCACAGGUUCAGUUAUCGCCUGUGCCUAUGGCCGGUAUGUACAUCUCAUUUAUAUGCUUACAUUUAUAUAACCAAACCUGACGUUGUCCUGAAUGUUUCUCACUUCUCUCUGGUAUGUUAACUUUAAAGGAUUGAUGACGGAGACUGGAGCACUGAGAAAUCUUAUGUCUGUACCUGGAACCUGAACCGCCACAGCCUGAAUCCCAAACAGGCUGAUUUGGUCAUAGAUGUUCCCACAGCAGUCACCGCUCUGUGCUGUCACCCCCAACAUCCAGCGCUUAUCGCAGGUACACUAACAAUCUGAGAGUAUACAUCAAACCUCUGGACACCAUGAAUCAACGGUUUAAAGGUGGUGAAUAAAUAGAACCUGCAACUGAUUCGUGAAAUCAUUAGUCAAAAAUCAAUCGCAGAUAUAUACGGAAAUGGUAGAUAAUAAUAAAGAGAGGGAAAUUUAAAGAAUGCAUCUUUUUUUUAUUCUCAGGCUCAUCAUAUUCUUAUAAAACUGAUAUGGUGACAAAAGCAACAACUGUAUUACCACAAGUGAGUUUAAACCAAGAUCUCACUCUGUCCUCGAAUCGAGGAAACAUCCUUCAGUGACACCCUCUAGAGUGGAUUUUCAGUCAUUGAAACAAAUGAAGAUGAGAAUUCUUAUUAAAAUUAGUAUGAAAACAUUUGUAACACUUUAUUAAGUGGAUAAAGAUUUUUUCCAUCUGUCUUUUAUUUAUUUAUUUUUAGAAUUAAAGAAUUUAACACUCAUUCCUGAGGUACUUGGUGUCUCCAACCUGUGCUUAAAGGUGCAAGACGAUCCCACAGAGAUCAUCUCGUAUUAUAGACUUAGAAAAGCAAAUAUUAGUGCCUUUCAAUAAUUAGCUUUUCAUUAAAAAGUUCAGACUUAACAAAUUAACAACUGGAACUAAAAAAGUCUGAUGUAAUAGUUGCAAUAAAUCACAGCUGUUGAAUAAGCUGUGUUUUGUUUCUUGAAGUGGAGUGCAGUAAAAACUGUGUGUUUAUGUUGUAAAUGUGUGUGUGUGUUUUUCUGUAGGAGGUCUGUACACUGGGGAGGUGGUGGUCUGGGACACCAGUCAGACUCAGGACCCUGUCCUUGUUCAGACUGGGAUGUCAGCAGACAGCCACAGAGAGCCGGUUUAUCAGGUGAGCUGCUUUUAUCAAGUCAGUGUGCUAAGUAACAGUGUUCUGAUUAUUUCAACUUUAUUUCAACUUUAUUAAGGUAAUUAAAGACUCAAACCUAUGACUGUCUCCUUUCAUAUUUUGGGGUCUAAAUGAUUGAUUUAUAAUAAACAGUUUUGACUGGUAAUCCUCUGGGACCAGUAUUGUGUGUCUGCAGAGCAAGAAGCUGCAGUUUCAGGACUGCAAUUCUUGGAUUGUAUCUGUAAGGCCCUUAAGUUGUUACAACACUCAGGGUUAGACCAUGCCUUUAGAAAAGAGCAACUUUAGAGUGCAGUCCUGAUUCUGCAGUCCUGAAUCUGCAGACAUUUUGUUUUCAGACCCUUAGAAUCAAACUCUGAACCUGUCAGUGACAAAAUCUAGACCACUUUCCCUCUUCAUGGCAGCAGGCGAAAGUAAUUUACUGAAGAAACCAAACCAAAAACAAAAAAAAACAAAACGUGUGUGUGUGUGUGUGUGUGUAUGCACAGGUCUCAUGGGUGCCCCUACAGAAGAAAGGAGAGUUUGGUGUCCUUAGUGCGAGCUCCAGAGGUCAGGUCCUGCUGUGGUCAGUGGACUUUGAUCAGACCGUGUUCGUCCUGAACGCUGCAUACACCUUACUGAGACAGCAAGUUCCUCACAGCAGCAGCUACAAGGUGAGACUCUGUGAUUCUUUCAAGACAAUACAACUAAUUAUUAUCACCAAAAACUCCAAGAUUAACAUGAAAACCUUUCAAAAUAAAUGGAUCAGCUGCUUUUAGAUUCAGUAGUACUUUUAGAUAUUUGAUUGUGGAUGAACUUGUAUCUUUGUUUCCUCUGCAGACCCGGGGCAGCAGCACCGUGGGCGUCACCUCUCUGGCGCUCUCCCCCUGGGACUCAGACACCUUCCUGGUGGGCUCUGAAGGCGGCCUGCUGCUCAGAUGCUCCUUCUCCUCUCAGACUCCGGCUGCUGCUCCUUCAGAAGGUCAGAGUGUGACGCCAAGGGCCCCUGCUGUGUUCUCCUUCAAGCCUCUCAGUGGACCGGUCCACUCCAUACACUACUCUCCUUUCCACAGGUGAGAACAAACAUCUGUAUAAUCAGAGGUGAGCAGCUGUUUUCCACAGGAGACUGACCUCUGCUCUUUGUGUCUGUGCAGGAACCUGUUUGUGAGUGCUGGGACUGGUGGUCUGGCUCACUUGCACUCUCUGCUGCAGGCAGACCCCCUGCUGUCUCUCAGAGUCUCAGACUCUUAUGUCUUCCAGGUUCAGUGGUCUCCAACCAGACCGCUGGUGUUCGCUGCAGCUACGGGACAAGGUACAGCAUCCAGACUCUGACAUAAGGUUGUGUUUUUGAGAGAAUAAUGACUUUUACUUUUGUGACUUUUUCCUCUUAAAAUUACUUUUUAUCUUACAGUUGUAACUCUAUCUUGUCGUGGACUUAAAAUUUUAAACACAGUAACUUUUCAUUUAAACCUGACUUUAAAUCUAUCUUUAAACCCAUACUUGCCUUUAAAGCUCCUGUCAGGGACUUUUCUUUGUAUGUCUAUUUUUUUCUCUUAUUUUCAAACUGAUGACUUUUAUAUUAUUAUGAUCACUUUUUAUACAUCCACUGAUAUUUUAUUCUUAACCUAUGACUUUUUAUUUAGUAACUAUCACUUUUUAUUUCAUACUCGACUUUUUAUCAUAAUUGUGACUCCUCAUCUUGUAUUUAACUUUGUUCUGGUGUGACUUUCUAUCCUAUAACUCCACUAACAUCUACUAGAAACUUUUUAUGUCAUAUUUGACUUUUUAAAUUCUUUUGAUUUUCACUUGUAAAUAUGACUUAAUUUUAUACCUGACUUUAUAUCUGAUAAACAUGACUGACUAUAAUGAUCAACUUUUUACAAAGGACUUUUGUCUUAUUUUGACUUUUGAUCUAAUAAUCAUCAUCUCAUUGUGACACUUAGUUUAUAAUUAAAUUUCAUCUUAUGACUUUCUCCUAUAACUGAACUUUAUAUUUUAUUUGUGACUUUUCAUCUUUUAAUUAUGACUUUUUAUUUCAUAAGACUGACAAAAUAUCUCAUUAUCAGACUCAACUUUUUGAAAUUUUCUCGUUAGUUUAACUUUUACAAAGUCAUGAUUUAUUUAAGAGUUACGACUAAUAACAUCAUUAUGGUGACUUUUUAGCUCAUGAAAUAGUUUUUAAAUUUUUUUUUUGUCGUUCCAUUAAAAAUUUUCCCAUAAUUUUAGCUUUUUACCCUAAACAAUUUUUGAUUUAGUUGACGAGUCAUUUUUAAAUUAGCUUUAUCAAUACAGUUGACCUGAUUUUACAGCUAGCAGCUACAGCAGCUUGGACGUUAUGAUAGACCCCGAGGUUAAUGAAUGAACUGCUCAGUCACUCCAGUAGAGUGAUGCUGGAGCCCUGACUCACUAAGUGUAUAACUUUUAUUAUCUAUUAGCUGACACAGUUAGCUGUAGAGUUGAAUAAGUGUGAACAGAGACUGAUUUGUCAUUUAGACUGUUGAAGAGUUCUCACUUUGAUAGGUGUACUGUACUCCAGGUGUAACACAGCUGUAUUUCCAUCAUCUCUUUCAGGCGAGGUGCAGAUAUUCGACCUGGGCCGGAGGUCUCUGAGACCAGCGGCCACCAUAGAGGAGGGAGGAGCCGAACAUGCUGCUACAUGUUUAUCCUUCAACCACAAAAACCCUCAGCUGCUGGCUGUGGGAAAAACAGACGGGACAGUCACUGUUUGGCAACUGAGCACCGACCUGACGGAGCAGAACCCCCGAGAGAGCAGCCAGCUGGAGCAGAUAGCCAAUCAGGUGGCAGAAUGAGAUGGACUGAGACUAAAGCAUUGGCCUGAUUUAUGAAGGACUUAAAAGGAGGUGAAAUAAAACCAGAGACGCAUGUGUCCAGUUCUAACCAGUAGCGUUUAUUAAAGCACACUCAUGUUCAGGUGUUCUUAAGACAUUAUUGUUAAUAGGAGGUUCUUAAAGUCAUCGAAAGCACAAGCUAAACCAGCUAAAACAAUCACAUUCAGAUGCAGACAGAUCCACUAUGCUAUCAUGAGAAGCACACAGAGUUAGGGCAGAGCGAGAUAAAUAUACAGAGAGUCGGUUUUAGUGAGUAGUGCCACGAUCAUGCAGUUUCAGCUGUGUGUUUGUGUUGAAGUGUGUGAGGGAAAACGCGUCCCGAUUGGUCACUGGUGGGCGGGGGAUCAGUUGACGAACAGCGAGCGGGUGAACUCGACAAAGUCAAAGGCUGACGGCAGCUCGCGGCCCUUGCUGUCGAGGUACGGCUUCAUGUGUGACAAGCAGUAGUCGGCCUGCUCCUUGGUCAAGUUCUGGAAGAGACAGAGAAGAAAAGGGGGGGCCAGUGAGUGUCAGUGUCAGUCCUCAUGGCGGUCUGAGACCACAGAGUAAGCGAGGGACUUGUCUCACCUGGUAGAGCUCUUCUUUAGUGACAUAAGGUUUGUUCUCGGUGCUCAGGGCUCUGAAGGCGCUCUCGAUCUCCUCGCUGGACUUCACGUUCUCUGUCUCACGGCUGAUCAUGAACGCCAUGUACUCCUGCAGCGACACGUUUCCAUCCCUACGCACACACACAAAGGUUCCUCUCAGUUAAGACUGUUCAAACAGUGUUGGUGGAUGAAGUUUACCUCUCCAUCUAACCUGUGACGUACCUGUUUGGAUCCACAGUGUCGAGUAUGGCCUCAAACUCUGGAUCGGGUUCUCCUUCCUCCACCAUGGGCAGGUCGUAGCCCAGCGAGCGUAAACAGGACUUGAACUCCUGGUGGUUCAGGCGGCCGGACUUCUCCUUGUCAAAGUGCCUGAAAAUAAAGAUGUGGAGGUGCGGAUGAGACUCAAUCAGAGCAGACAGAGAGAGAGACGAGCUACUCUUACAUGAACUCAGCAGCUCAUGCAGUCUUUUUACUCCAUUUCGGACCAGGUCAACAGGUGACUCAGUAACUCAAUUUAGCAGGAAACUUGUAAUAAAGUGAAAGGAAGCAAUAGGUAACCCUCCAAAAACAUCACCCUCCAAAUACCCUCUUCAAACUUAGUGCAUAACGGGACCUGGACUUCAGAUAAGUUCAUCUGUCACUCGACUUUCUGACUGCUCACUGAGCAGAACUUUCUCAGAGUAUCAGGUCUAAGCUACUUACUUGAACAUCAUGCUGAACUCUUUCAGAGCCUCCUCUGUCACUCCUGUGGUGUUCCUAGAAAAAAAAAACAGGCAAAGUAAGAAGUAAGAAACAUGAAACUUGAAUAAUAUUCUUACAUGAGGUGAGAGAUAAACCAGGAACCCUUAAGCGACAUCAUUCAGCAGUUACGACGCGUUGGUGUGUACCUGGCCUGUAUCUGCUGCUCCAGGUUGUGCUGCAUCCUCAUUCCCAGUUGGUCCAGUUGGUCCCACUGCUGAGCCAGCCCCACUGUGCUGUGCUCUGUGUACUUAUUGUCCAGGAUCAGCGCUUCCUCCAUGGCUGCUCCCAGGUCUUCAAUCUUCUUCAGCUGGCUGCGCAUGGCCCGGAUCUCCUGGUGCUUACGCUGCACACAUAAGAAAACACAGACAAUACAUCAACAAGAACUCCUACAUGGUGUCAGAUCACAGAAAAUUUCAGUUGUUACUCAUAAGUGGCGUAUGGGCAACUUUCUUAAAGACAAGGUACCACUUUGCCCACUGGGGGGCACUAGAGAGGACACAACUCCAAGUUACUGACAGGAUCUUUAAGAAAAACUACGAGCGUUUGCAGGCCGUACAUUCUGCCGCUGCUGCUGAGACACUUUAGAGAAGCAGGUGUGUGAAGAAAUCAUGAAAGAGUGAUUUUUACCUUUGUGGCCUCCAACUGAGACUCCAGGGUUCCAGAUUCUUCCACCAUACAUGACCUGACACAGCACAGUUAUGUUAGACAGGAGGAGGGUCAGUUUGAUAAGGUACUACAGUCACUCUGUCACACAGACUCUCAUUCUCAAACACAUCUACUAAUGCUACAGAAGUCGUUACGCAUACAUUCAAUAAAUGUUUGCCAGAGAA
Molecule: messenger RNA, 7753 nt
Organism: Xyrichtys novacula (pearly razorfish)
Lineage: Eukaryota; Metazoa; Chordata; Actinopteri; Labriformes; Labridae
Source: the annotation of a GenBank genome assembly